Messenger RNA from Xenia sp. Carnegie-2017, 1021 nucleotides. Its product is annotated as acid-sensing ion channel 1B-like. Gene Ontology annotation, cellular component: membrane. Gene Ontology annotation, molecular function: sodium channel activity. Bases 22 to 450 code for a protein of 142 amino acids. The record is from RefSeq and is a predicted model, not a curated record. Lineage: Eukaryota; Metazoa; Cnidaria; Anthozoa; Malacalcyonacea; Xeniidae. Gene Ontology annotation, biological process: sodium ion transport. The transcript is spliced from 6 exons.
UGCAAAUGUCAACCAUUUUAUAUGAGAGAUAUAAAGUACAAGCCAUGUAACGUUAAACAAUAUUUAAGCUGUGUGUUUCUCUUGGAAGAAAACUAUUCCAGUUCGUUGGACAGUCAUAAAUGUGAAUGUUCCGAAUCAUGUGACUCAAUGAAAUAUGACCCGUAUCUUUCCUAUGGCUCCUUUCCCAAUGUCGCAUCAGCAGCACUUUAUUCAACUUCCGAAAAUACAACAUUAGAAACUUUCAGGACAAAUAUGGUUGCAAUUGACAUCUUCUACGAAGAUCUGAAUUACAAAUCUCUCAGACAAGAUCCAGCAUAUACCUUACAAAGUUUACUGGGUGAAAUUGGUGGCUUAAUGGGUUUGUUUCUUGGUGCAAGUAUUUUGACAUGGACAGAGUUUGUUGAUGUUGCAGUCAUGAUGAUUUUGACUCGCCUUGGCAUUCAUAAAUAGUCUGUAUACAUACAUCUUUGAUUUAUUUUAUGGGCCCAGAAGUCUUGGACUCUGACAUAGAAGGCUGUUUUUAUUGAUUAUGUUGGACAGUUUAGUAUUUGGGGAGACGAUCUUGGUUUGUGAUUUCUUAAAUGAGCCGAUUGACAUUCCGUUACACUGACUGACUACGUCAAUUGCAAAAAACAGCCGUUUUUGAAAAAUUCAAAACCCUUUACAACUAUCCAAUCUACAUUUAAGCAUAAACAAAAAAUAUUUGCUUAUUGGUUUGAACUUAAUAAAUGUUUCGAAUACUUGGUGUCUUCACGUUUUUAGAAUCUUAUUUUACUCACAAAAAAUGUUACUUAGAUUUUCAAGUGCUCACUGCGUGAAGAUUUGUGCAAAGCUGGUGGUGAGAUAACUUUUCAACUUUUCGCAGAACUCUUUCGUAAAUUAGAGAACGAGGGGCGCUCAAACUUAGUUAGAUUAUUGGAAAUAGCUACUCAUUUAUAUGCAUGCAAAAGGCAAUUAGCCACAUUUUUCAUAAUUAAAACCUUUUAUCACUUGCUCAUAUGCAAAAACGAAAGCAUCCAAA